UUCUGUAGGCAUUUCAGACUGUGUCCAGAAACAUGUGAACAAUUAAUAGAUGGUUUUCAGCAAUCAGAUUUCUUCCCAAAAAAUGAAAUGCAUGGUGGUAAAUCAGCAGUAUCUGCUGAAAAACAUAUAUUAUCAUUUUUGUGGUUUGCAGGAAACAAAUCAUCGAUGCGAGACGUAGCAGAUCGAUUCGAUAUAGCUAUUUCAACCUGCGAAACAAUUUUAUCAAGAGUUAUGAAUUACCUUCUAAGCAUAGCUACAGAUAUUAUUAAAUUUCCUAAUAAUGACAAAGAAAAAGACGAGCUGGCUUAUCAUUUUUCAAAGAUGUCAGGUUUCCCAAAUGUAAUAGGAUGUAUUGACGGAUCGUACAUAAACAUUCGUACUCCUAAACAUAAAAUAAGAUCUACUUAUGCUAAUCGAUACGAUAAAACGAGUCUUACAUUACAAGGAAUUUGUGAUGAUAAGAAGAGAUUUAUUGAUGUCUUCACUGGAGUGACUGGCAAAUUUCACGAUAGCAGGACAUUUACAUUAUCCUUCAUAAGCAAAAAUAUUAGUGAUAUAUGUCAAAAUGGAAAGUAUCAUUUGUUAGGCGAUAGUGCUUACCCAUUAAGGGAAUAUCUUUUAACACCUCACAAAGAUUAUGGAAAUCUUACUCAAUCGCAAAGAAUAUACAAUAAAAAACUUUGUGGAACUAGAGUGUGCAUCGAAAAUACAUUUGGCUUGUUAAAAUCACGAUUUCGUCAGUUAAUGGAAUUACAAUUUCACGAUGUCAAAAAAAUGUCAAAAUUUAUAAUUUCGUGUUGCGUAUUGCACAAUUUAUGUAUUGAUUUGAAGGAUUCAUUCGAUCUAGAGUUAAUAAACGAACUCAAUGAUGAAAUGUUUAAUAUCGAUGAUUUUCAAGUUAUGGGAGAAAUGGAAUUAAAAAGAAGAGGAGAGCAGAAGAGAAAUGAAAUAUGUGAUACCAUUUCACAAUA
Messenger RNA from Cyphomyrmex costatus, 971 nucleotides. RefSeq names its product putative nuclease HARBI1. The transcript is spliced from 3 exons. The record is from RefSeq and is a predicted model, not a curated record. The annotation marks the transcript as partial. Lineage: Eukaryota; Metazoa; Arthropoda; Insecta; Hymenoptera; Formicidae.